AUGAUUGCUUACACAGAUUUAUUGGAUCAAUUGCCAAAUUUGGUUGUUGCAGAGUUCAAAUUUUGCAAUCAGACCAUCUCGCAUCCUGUUUCAGGAUCAACUACUGUCAAGGAGAUGAUAAGUGUGGUGAAACAAAAGUGGCCUUAUGUUCCUGAAGAACUCAUCCUUUUUGAUUACACUGUAGAAGGGAUCUCAAAUGUCAUCAAUCACGAUUUAGAUUUGAGCGAUGAGUUAGUUGUUGUGGAAGACGUCACUGAUGAUGCGUGUUUGAUCAAAAAGGUCCCGAGGAAGGUUGAUGCUUGGGUCAACAUCUUAACUGGAGUAGGGCAGUUGUUUGAAGGUGGUAUUAAAGAAGUUAAGGACUCUGUUACAAAUUUAGCUUCUUCAGAUCCAUCAAAAGUUAGGAUGAGAAAAUCUUUUAUGAAGAAUAUCUUGUCAGAUGAUUUGCGAGCAGCGAAGAAGAAGAAGACUGCUGCUGAUGUUAUAGAUUUAUUCCGAAUGGAAUAUGGAGUUGACCUUACGUAUAGUCAGGCAUACCACAGUUUACAAUUCACCAAGAAAUUUCUUUGGGGUGAUGACAUCAAGUCCUAUUUAGACUUAUUUUGGUAUAAAGAUGCCAUUGAACAGUACAAUCCUGGAAGUGUUGUAAAUUUUGAGUAUGACAAUGUGACGCUUCGGUUCAAAAGUUUUUUUGCUGCUUUUGAAACUUCCAUUACUGGUUUCAACAAUUACUGCCGUCCAAUGUUAUUUAUCGAUUGUACCUUUCUCACUGAGAAUUUCAAGGGUGGUCUUAUGGUUUCUUGCGGCAAAACUGAGAUCUACCCAGUUGCAUUUGCAAUUGUUCCUUGUGAAAAUUGUGAUAGUUGGGAAUGGUUCUUAACCAAUUUGAAGGGUAUUAUUCGUGAAGAUCGUCCACUGACCAUCAUAUCAGAUCGUGGAAUCGGCAUUUUGAAGCAUGUGCCUGUAGUCUUCCCAAAGGCUUUCCAUUCCUACUGUUUAUACCAUAUGAAAAGAAAUAUUCCAGUUCCAAAGGGCAAGAGUAGACAAACUGCAGUCAAGUUAUUCGAAGAGUGCUACACUGCAUUAACAAAGGAAAAAUUUUAUGCUGCUGCGAAGAGUAUAAGUAAUAUAAAGUUGGAUUCAGUGGUUGCUUGGAUGAUGAAGAUUCCAUUCGAGAAUUGGGCUGCUCAUGCAUUUCUAGGAGAAAGGUGGGGUGAGAACACAUCUAAUGUUGCUGAGAGUUUUAACAAUGUUAUUAAGCAUGAUAAGCCGCUUCCAGCAAUUGAGCUUCUCGAUGUUAUUUGUUCUAAGGUAAUGGAGCAGAAUUACGAUAAGUUAUUGGUGUCUAACAAGUGGAAUACAAGGCUUACUCCUCGUAUGCAAGCAAGGUUUAACAAGAUGAUAAAUGACUGCCGUUCAUACAAGUUUCGGAGAUCAAGUGAGAAAGUAUUUGAGAUCAUUUCUCCAACAGGAAAGCAUACGGUCGACUUGGAGUCUAGGACUUGUACCUGCAAAUGGUGGAAAAAACAUAGCUUUCCUUGCACUCAUUCAAUGAAAUCCAUGUUGCAUAUUGGAAAUGAUGAACCAUAUAAAUACAUUAGCCCUUACUAUACUUCUGAAUACUAUAGAAGGUUGUACUCUCGAUCCAUAUAUCCUAUUCCGGACUCUGAGAAACCACCUGGAAUUAAUGAAAAGGGGUAUGUUUUUCCUACAAAUGGUGGUCGAGUACAAGGUGGAAGGCCUAAAGGUGUUAGGUAUAGGGGUAGUCGUGAAAAGGUUCGCAAGAAGAGGAAGUGUGGCCAAUGUGGGAUGCUCACCUUUCACAACCGUCGAACAUGUCGCAGACCUCCUUUGGCUCCUCGUGCACCAACAUUUCGCAGGGAGUCUCAUUCCAGGAUGAUCAACUUCUUGAAGAGGAUGUUGUCCUGA
This is a messenger RNA of Papaver somniferum (opium poppy), 1929 nucleotides long. RefSeq lists its product as uncharacterized. The transcript has 5 exons. The record is from RefSeq and is a predicted model, not a curated record. NCBI's taxonomy places the organism in Eukaryota, Viridiplantae, Streptophyta, Magnoliopsida, Ranunculales, Papaveraceae. The coding region runs from base 1 to 1929 and encodes 642 amino acids. Gene Ontology annotation, molecular function: zinc ion binding.